GCUAGAGAGAGGCGGCGGCGAGGGUGGCAACAGCAGCAGCAGCAGCAGCAGCUGGGCUUUGUGAAUCGGCCUUUGUGAAUCGGGCAGGGGGAAGGCGAGGCCAGGCAAGGAGAAGGGGGGGCAGCAGCAGCAGCUGGUCCGCCAGCCAGCCAGACAAAGGCAAGCCGAGGAAGGGGCCCCGCCAGCCAGCCAGCCAGACGCCGUUUCCCCCUCUCGCCCGGCUUUUGCGCGCCCCGCCAUGACGGCCAACGGCACUUCGGAGUCGCUCCAGAUCCAAUUCGGCCUCAUCAACUGCGGCAACAAGUACCUGACGGCCGAGGCGUUCGGCUUCAAGCUCAACGCGUCGGCGCCCAGCCUGAAGAAGAAGCAAAUCUGGACGCUGGAGCAGGCGGCCGAGGACUCGACGGCCGUCUACCUGCGCAGCCACCUGGGCCGCUACCUGGCGGCCGACAAGGACGGGCACGUCAGCUGCGACAGCGAGGCGCCCGCCUCGGCCGACUGCCGCUUCGUCAUCCUGGCGCACGACGACGGGCGCUGGUCGCUGCAGUCGGAGCCGCACCGUCGCUUCUUCGGCGGCACCGAGGACCGCCUGUCGUGCUUCGCGCAGAGCAUCUCGGCGGCCGAGAAGUGGAGCGUGCACCUGGCGCUGCACCCGCAGGUGAACAUCUUCAGCGUCACGCGCAAGCGCUACGCGCACCUGGCGGCCGCCCGCGACGAGAUCGCCGUGGACCGCGACGUGCCGUGGGGCCUGGACGCGCUGGUCACGCUGGUCUUCCAGGAGCAGCGCUACAGCCUGCAGACGGCCGACCACCGCUUCCUGCGCCGCGACGGGCAGCUGGUGGCGCGGCCCGAGCCCGACGCCGGCUUCACGCUGGAGUUCCGCGCCGGCAAGGUGGCCUUCCGCGACGCCGACGGCAAGUACCUGGCGCCCUCGGGCCCCAGCGGCACCCUCAAGGCCGGCAAGAGCGCCAAGGUGGGCAAGGACGAGCUCUUCGUCCUCGAGCAGAGCAGCCCCCAGGUCGUGCUGCGCGCCGCCAACGACAGAAACGUCUCCAUCCGGCAAGGUGAGGCAGCCGAGGAGGCCGGUCACACGUGCGGCGGGCAGGCUCUGGGUGCGCGCGUUCCCUUGGCCAGCCGGGUUGGCUACCCUCCUCUUCUGUUUCCCCGCGCAUAUGCUGAUUCACACGUGCGUUACUUCGCACGUGUAGGUGGCUUGCCCCGGGAUGCGCUUUCCCUCGCGGGAAGGGAAGAGCAGAACACGUUGUCAUGGGCGGCUUGGGCUCUCCUCCUUUGUUUCCCCCGCGUAGAUGCUGAUUCACACGUGCCGGGAGGGGGCAGGCUCCAAGUUCGUUCUUUCGUUCGCGGCUGCAAGUGGGAAACGUGUUCCCUUAGGCGUCAUUGUCUCCCUUUCCCCACUCUGUUUAUGCUGAUUCACACGUGCGUAACUCCACGCGUGCAUAACUUUGCGAUCCCCCGAUGUCGGUACUAUUAAUGCCUCGCGGCCGGAGUGCCUCUCUUUGCAAGAAGUUGUUUCUAAGGAGAUCCCCCCCCUUUUUUUUUGCUGGAGGGGGGGCAAUUCAGACGUGGAAAUUGCAGGAUUAGGCCCUCGAAUGGUGAGCGAAUGGGCGGAGCGGCCCUUGGGGAGCGGCAAGGGAAAUGGAACUUUGUUCCGCAGGCGGAGGGGGCGUUUUCCUGCCGGGGGGGGGAGCAGCAAAGGGGAUCUUGUUGCAGGAUUUCCCCCCUGUUCGGCGGGAUGGGCGGGAAAUCCUUUCCCCAAAAACGUGGCACUCCACGAAGUGGGAGGGGGCCUCUUUCCUGCCCUUCCGAAAUGUCUUUGAUCCAAACCAAGCCCUUUGUGAAUGGGAAACAGGGAGCGGAAGGGAACAGUGAGCGGCGGAGAUCCUGGCUUUGCAAGAUGGGCACUCCCCCCGCCCCCGCCCCCAGAUACAAAAUUGCUUUGUCUCCUUCGCCAACCCGUCUUCUGAGGAAGAGCCUGGUGGAUCAGGCCCACCUAGUCCCACAUCACAGUGGCCAAAAUACCCCACAGAGUAUAGGAAUCUAGAUAGACUGCUCCUGUACCUGGAGGUUCUAUGAGAACACCUGAAGAGUCCUGCCGAAUCAGGUCAAAGGCGGCUCAUCCUGCUCAGCAUCCUGCUCUCUCGCUGGCUGGCCAGGUGUCUCAGCUGGGAAGCCCAACAAGGCCCCAAGCCGGACGCCCCUGUCUCCUCCCUGUGGCUUCCAGAGCAGAGCCCUGGGGGCCAGUCUGUAGCCCUGGAAGAACAUAGGCUGGGAAAAUAAAAGGUCUUUGCUGGUUAGGGUCCUCCUCCAGAUGGACUGGUCUUGAAGACCCCCCCCCUUUCCCAAUGGAGAUUGGCUGCCACUGGGCCCCCCCUGGGCUAGCAACUAGGAGGGGAGGGGAAGCACAGGGCUCUUAUUCUUCAGCUAGGCCUGCAGCAGCCCCCCCUCUUCCCUUUCUUGCCCCCCCCUUUCUAGAAGUCUUAGCGUUCUCUCCCCCACCUCCGUGUCUCAUCAAUUUAAGGGGGGGUAGUAUUUGCAGAAUCAGAACCCAAAAAAGAGCAGGUAUGCCAGUUGGCGUGGAAGCAUCUCUAUGCACAAUAGGGAGGGGGCAUCCUUUCGAGUUGACGACAGCAUGAAAAACCUAAUAAUCCAGUUAAUACUAUUAGUUAUUUGCUUUGUUUGUAAUAGUAAUAGUUUAUAGUUUAUUAGUUAUACCCGCCCAUCUGGCUGAGUUUCCCCAGCCACUCUGGGCAGAUCCCAAUCGAGUGUUAAAAACACAGCAUUAAAUAUUAAAACCUUCCCUAAACAGGGCUGCCUUCAGAUGUCUUUUAAAGAGAAGAUAGCUGCUUAUUUCCUUCACAUCUGAAGGGAGGGCGUUCCACAGGGCGGGCGCCACUACCGAGAAGGCCCUCUGCCUGGUUCCCUGUAACCACUUCUCGCAAUGAGGGAACCGCCAGAAGGCCCUCGGCACUGGACCUCAGUGUCCGGGCUGAACGAUGGGGGUGGAGACGCUCCUUCAGGUAGCUCAAGGUGGUUGGUGCACAUAGUUCUUCCCUGCUUUUUGUUGAAUCCUCACAACGACCCUGUGAGGUAGGUUAGGCUGAGAGGCAGUGGCAGAUUCCCAAGGUCACACACACACACACACACACAUGAAUGGGGGGAUUGGUACCCUGGUCUCUCCCAGACCCUCGUCCGACUGUGUCCCCCCCUCCCCAACUGCCCGUCUUAAUCUUGUGCAAUGCAGGGAAGCAGAGCAUCAUCUGGACUGUGAGCAGCUGGAGUGAGCAAGCAAGUCUGUGCACAUGCGCACCUGGUCACAGGCCCCCGCCCCACCCACAUCCUCCCCAGGCACGUGGUCCUCAGCCAGCAGCAUCACUGUUCCUGCCUCUCCUCCCUGCAUGCUGCCCCCUCCCCUCAUGCUUCUACCACCCCCUCCCCCCCUCUCUACCCACCCCCCACUCCAGGCCUGCCUGUUCCACCUGCUGCUCAAUUGCCUAAAUGGGGGGGGGGGUGCUCCUCCUACCCGCAUAGCACUGCCGGAUCAAAUUCCCCGAAUCAUCCCUAAAUCUAGGGGACUUUGUGUUGGUGGUGCUAGGUUGGUUCUGUGCACAAAGCAUGGUCACCCUCUUCUGGGCAUGACUUUUUGGGUGGAGAAAACCUCAGCAGACAGCCUCAUGGGACAGAGGUGAUUUUUUUAUGGGGGGUGGGAAUUGAGUUUGAUUGCAACGCAAGCCACUAGUCCUUCUGAUCUCCUUUUCCAAAUGCGUUAUUUCCCUCUCUCUCUCUUCUCCUUCCCAGCACCACGAUUUGUGCAUCUGAAUCCUAGCUUUGUUAUUUAUCCCUCAAAGUGUGUGUCCUCCCCCCAGCCCCCCCCCCCGCUGCCUGCUGGGUUUGUAGCAUCUAUUUUUCACAAGGAGCGAAAUGGAGGAGGGGGUCUUUCACUGACCUCUACUCUGAUAGCCCCCCCCCUUCAAAUUCAUGCUGUGUCUGAUUUCUGUUCUGGGGUGGGUACAGAGGCACCAUAAGGUCAAAAAUUCCCCCCCCCCACCCCAAGCCCCAAGGCUUCUCUGAAGAAGAGAGCAAACUCUGCCUCCUGCUUAGUUCUAAAUUUGGGGUAGGCAGUUGUGGCUAUUGAUGGUCUGCCUUGGGGCAAGACAGAUCUUUUUCUUUUUCCUUUUGACUAAUUGCAUCGCUGCUGUCUGGGCUUUCCUAAACCUAGAAAUCUCUGGCUCAUUUUCCCUUUAAAAAGCUGACUCAACAGGAGAUCAAAGGCGGCUUAUUCCACCAAGAAAACCUUCCAUCAGAGCUCGCACCCGCCUCCCUUUUUUUUCUUUUUUAGAAAGCCAGUGAUUAAGUUCUGGAAGCAAUUCACUCCUCCCCACCCCCUUAAAAAAAUUACAGAAUCUCAUUAAACAGCCUGUCUUUGUGGUGGAAGGAGCCAUGAGAGGGUCUUAGCAGUUCCAUUUUGUUUGGUUUUUACUUUGGCCACUGAAAAGUGAAGCAAACCCUUAAAAUUCUGCGCCUGGGCAGUCUGAAUUCUGCAACAUGUAUGAAUCAUGAGGCCUAGGAACUUGAUUUUUAAAAGGGCAAAGGAAGCUGAAUUCUGUAGCCCAAACAGCAGCAUCAUUUCCCCCCCUGCCCCCACCCCAUAACCACCUGAAAAUUGUGGCAUGGAUCCAUAGCUGAUUUUGGGGGGGUGCAGAGGGGUAGGCAGAGUGUAGUGCAGAACGCAGUGUAUAUGCAAGCCAUAGUCAAUGCCUGCUUAAAGCACACAACUUUGCUCCAAAGAAUCCUGGGAGUUGUAGUUGCAAAGGGUAGCUCCAUGCGGCUGGAACUGCAGUUCCCAGGAUUCCUUGGGAGCAAAGCCACGCACAUUGAAUGUGCUUCAGAGGCAUCGGGUGGAUCUGCCCCGUGUGUGCUGUGAAUCCUUUCGCCUCUCCGCAAUUCCCCAGCCUAGCUGGGCUUUGCUGGAGCCUGAAACUGACACAGUUCCGUGAAUGGGUUUCAGCUGAAAAUCUGAGCUGAGUGGCCGACUUCUUAGCUGACCUACAUUGAAGUAGCACAAAGGGAGCUUUGCGCCUGCUGGCCGGCCCUUCGGCUGAGUCAACUGCAUGCCAAGCCUGUCCUCCGCGCCCCCCCCCCCUUGUCUCUGGGCUUGCAUGCCUGCAGCCGGGUGACCGCCUCAGAGCCCUUGCACAAGGGGGGGGGGGAGGAGAACAGAGCCCCUGAGGAUUUAUGGGGGCACAGCCUGGCUGGCUGCAGGAAGUAUGUGUGCAGGCACAUGCAAGAUUGAUGGUGGUGGCCUGCUGCUUAGGAACAGCCCUGGGUACCAUUUUAACGAGAAAGAAAGCAUUUUGCUGGAGAGUUCUUAAAAAUUAUAGAUAACCUUGGCUGGGCCAGGGGGGGUUCGGAGGUUAAGGCUAGGACUGGGGAGUUGUUGUUUAGUCGUUUAGUUGUGUCCGCCUCUUUGUGACCCCCUGGACCAGAGCACGCCAGGCCCUCCUGUCUUCCACUGCCUCCCGCAGUUUGGUCAAACUCAUGCUGGGAGCUUCGACAACACUGUCCCACCAUCUCGUCCUCUGUCGUCCCCUUCUCCUUGUGCCCUCCAUCUUUCCCAACAUCAGGGUCUUUUCCAGGGAGUCUUCUCUUCUCAUGAGGUGGCCAAAGUCUUGGAGCCUCAGCUUCAGGAUCUGUCCUUCCAGUGAGCACUCAGGGCUGAUUUCCUUCAGAAUGGAUCGGUUUGAUCUUCUUGCAGUCCAUGGGACUCUCAAGAGUCUCCUCCAGCACCAGAAUUCAAAAGCAUCCAUUCUUGCAGGUUCAAAUCCUCGCUUAGCCACAAAGCACCCCUGUCUUUCAGCCUACCUCACAGGGCUCCUGGGAGGAUAAAAGGGAGGAGUGCUUUGUACAGGACUCUAUAAAGUUUAAACUACUCAGAAUAAGGGGAGAAGAGAAGAAUGCAUGAUGCUGUGCAUGGCAGAUGUUUGCCUUGAUGCGUCAGUGCUAGCGAGCUAUAGGAUUAUCCCAGUUUGUAGAGUGGCCGUGAGGAGAGAUGUGUGGUCAGAGCCCCUUUCCAGAUCAGGCUGCAGCAGGGAUCUCUCAGAUCAAGCACUGGCCUCGGGUUCAGGAGGCGACUGCAGGCAAACCACUUCUUCAAUCUCAAACCCCACCCUGCAAUCCGGAGGUAACACUGGCCUACUUUGCAGGGUUCCUGUAAGGGCCACCGGUGCACAAGACAUUCUCUAAAUCAGCCCUUCUCAACCUGUGGCUCCCCAGAUGUUGUUGUACUACAACUCCCAUCACCCCUAGCUAGCAAGGCCAGAGCUCAGGGAUGAUGGGAGUUGUAGUCCAACAGCAUUUGGGGACUCGCAGGUUGAGAACCACUGCUCUAAAUGCUUGACAAGGUGAGUUCUGUGGGGCUUCUGAGCUUCUCCUGAGAAUCCCAAAGGAGGGGUGUCCGCCAUCCCAUAAUGGGGUGAACUCUGGCGCCCUGUCCCUUUGCUGUACACCCUCUUCCAGUUGCUCCUCCCAUUUUGGAAAUGCCAGGGUCUUCUCAAGCGAAAGUUAGAUAGAAGGUGACUUGGGCUCCCUUCAUUACGUCCCUUUCCCCUGUUGGGGUGGCAGUAAGGCUUGAAGUGCCUGUAUAUUUAUUUUAUUGCAUCAAUAUCCCACCUUUUCCUGCAAGUUGGUGCACAUGGUUCUUCCCCAUCUCAUUUAAGCCCUCACGACAACCCUGUGAGGUAGUUUGGGCUGGAGGGACAGAGACUGGCUCCUGAGUUCACACCCUGUGAGCUUUGUGGCCAGUUGAUGGGGAUUCGAACUCUGGUCUCCCAGGUCCUAGCCCGAGGCUCUUAACUGCUGCACUACGCUGGCUCUCCCAUGCAGGCACACAGCAAAGAGCAGCAGGCCAAAGCAUAGUUCUCAACUUAUUAGACUCACCAUGACUGCUAUCCUGUGAACAGCUUCCUGAUCUUUGCUUCUGACUGCAUGGCUUCAAGCUGUAAGACACAAAGAGCUUUAGCAGAUGAAAUGCAACUGUUAGCUUUCAGUUAGAUACGCAAACCGUCUUGCAAAUAAGUGUUAGCUUUUAAAGUGCUAGGGUGAAGUAGGAACACUAUCAAAGAAAAAGCAAGCAGUAUCCAGCCUUUGCCUGGUUUGUUUUCCGGCUUCCUCCAUGCUAAACCACCACAAACAAACUUGAAAACCUCCUUAUCUCCUCACUUGCCAGGGCAUGGAAGAUUCACCAGUGAUCCUGGCCCCUCUUGACCACUGGCCACGUGGACUGGGGCUGAUGGGAGUGGAGUCCUUUUGGCAAGGAUAGCCUGGUGACUCAGGCUCUGGUAACUGCCAAUGGAGCUGCCCUUGAAAAUUACCCAGAAGCUGCAAUUAGUACAAAUUACAGCUGCCGGAUCAUUAACUGUUUCAAGGCUGGAUAGAAUUGUGUGUUUAACACAGAGAGUCUAAAGAAGGUCCAUUGGUUGCCUGUUUGCUGCCUGUUCAGUGCCAGGCCAAAUGCCAGGUGUUGGCAUAGGGCCAGAAAGCCUUAAAAGCAGGAGCCUAAUAUCUGUAGGCAGGUCUCUCUGUGUCCUGCCCGGCCUGUGCCAGGUGAUGAGACCAGUCAGUGGGUGAGCCAAGGAUUGUAAAAUGCACACCGUGUGUCCUUUGUCAUGCAGGGAUCACCGGGUGAGUCGCAAAAUGUAAAGCCACACAAAAACAACCACAGAAAUAUUGAAAGCAGCUAGGACCACAGGAAGCUGCCUUAGACUGAGUCGGCCCAUUACAUUCACCUAGCUUAGUUGUGUCUGCACAGACUGGCAGCAGCUCUCCAGAAUUUCAGGCAGGGAGUCGCUCCCUCCCUGGAGAUGCCAGCAGGAUUGAACCUGCGACGUUCUGCAUGCAAGGCGGUUGCUUUGCUACUGAGCUAAAUCACUUCCUCUCAAAUUCACAGUCCAGUUUUGUAUUCAACACCACUCUAUCCACCAGGAAGACUUACCUUAUUAAGAGUCCUGGUAGCCCAGGCUUUGUUUGGUACAGCCCAAAGGGCCCUCCUGGUAUACUCAAAUCUCAGAGAAAGCUGCCUUGCGCUGGGGUUGGACUAGAUGACCCUGGGUACCCCUUCCCACUACACUUUUGUGAUUCUAUGAGAUCAGCCUUGCCAUCCCUGAGUCCAGGAUUCCAGACAGGGGUUUUACCUGGAGACUGAACGCAGAACAUUCUGCAAGCCAAGCAGUUGCUCUGCCUUUGUACACUGGCCCUUUUCUAAGUCACAGGCAGGAUAGGGCAGCAAGAGGUGCUAUGAUGGGAAGCCGGAUCCUAAGCUGUUCAGGGCUCUAUAUAGUGAUGGGACUGGUAGCCAAUAAGCAGCCAGGGGAGGGCAAAGGGCCCUCCUAGUGGUGGUAUCCUGCCUACAGAACGCCCUCUCCUUGGAAGCAUGUGCGGUGUUGGCACUUAGAAUUUCAGCACCAAGACGGAGUUGUUUGCAUUGGUCUUGGGGCAUUCCUUUGCUUGGGGUGUGUGACUCACGCUAGGUAUUAUUGGGGGGUUUUAGCAGCUGUGAUUUAAACAGUCAAUGUGGUUUGAGAUGUUUCUUGUCAUCUAUAUAUUUUGGAGAAUGGUUUGCCUCUCUGUGCUCUAUGCAUCUGGGCUCUUCUUCAGAUGCCACCACCAAAUUUAGCACAAAGGUUCCCAAGAUGGAGGGGCCAGGUUUUUGUCUGUAUUUGGAUGCCAUUGGCUGGAAGAGCAGGUGCCGGUGUGCAUUUUUGGACACCAUGAGUUGCCAUUUUGAAACAAGAUGGCAGACUGUACCCUUCCAAACUGCACAAGAUGCCUUUGAAGAUAUUGCCACCUGAUUUUGUGUGGCAGUUCCCAGGAUUGGAGAGCAGGUUUUAUUGAACCUUUGGAUACCUUCAGGUGCCAUUUUGAAACAAAAUGGCGGACCGAUUUUUUUUUUUAAAGGUUUCAUAAAAUUUCCAAGCAUCGCCAGCUACUUUCUGCAAGAGUAGCUUUGAUUCUGCUCCACGCCUGGGGUUCCACUGUGAGGAACAUCUGGAGGGCCACAGGCCUUUAGAAAAAGGGGCCCUUGGCAGCUAUCUUUGUUUGCUGUGAUGCUUCAGUGGCGCAGAUUUAGCUGCAUUGCGCAAUAUGGAUGGCCUUUGUGGACAUGCACACAGGUGAAAGUCAUUUUUUAAGCAGUGGCCUGGCUUACAAGCUUUCUGGGCUAGCAAAGCGAUUGGCAGAAUUGGGGUGUGGUUUUAUUUUUUUAAUAAAAAAAUUGCUGAUGCAGUUUCCCUCUGGUUACGUUUUUUCUUGCAGGGCUUUUGCCAACCAGAGGCCAUGGCAGGCAGCUGCCUCGACGCCACCCAUUUGCCCUCCACCCUCUUGACAUGAGCUGUUGGGUUCUCAGAUUCUGGCAGAUGUUAAAUAUUUGUCUGACGGGAGGGGGAGGAGGGAGUUUGGGAGAACAAGGGCUGGAUUGUGAUGGUGGGAAGAGAGGCGAUUUCGGAGCUUAGUUGCAGAGGGGGCUCGGUGGGGCGGGAGACGAGGCUCCUGUUUCAGUCCUUUGUCACUUUGGAAAGCCAGAUGUGAUGGAGGAUGGGGAGAGAGGGAGGGAGAGGUUGGUGGGUUUGACUGGGUGGAGAAAUGUGGCUGUUCUCAGCUCUGCCUUCUUGUGAGCUGCUUGACAAACCUCUUUGCAGAUGCAAAAGGGGGGCAGCAUUCUUCCACCCCCCAUUCCGUUGGAGGAGGAGGAGGAGGGCUGUCAACAGCUGCUAACCAUAAUGACUGUGCUGUACACCCCCAGUUGGAGACAGCCAUGCUUUUGCAUUCAAGUGUCUGGAAACCAAAGGAGGGGAGAGGACUUUUGCAGUCACUAUGAGAAUUGGAUGAUGGACUCCAUGGGCCAUUGGUUCUCUCCCAGGGAGUGAGGCCUUUUAAGUUGUACCAAGUCUGGGCUACCAGUCCUCUUAAUAAGGUAGCCAUCUCCCAGUUAGGCAGGUACUGGCAAUGGUUAGCUUUGGAUGCAAGGUGUGUAAGCAGUAAAGGUAAAGGGACCCCUGACCAUUAGGUCCAGUCGUGGCCGACACUGGGGUUGCGGCGCUCAUCUCGCUUUAUUGGCCGAGGGAGCCGGCGUACAGCUUACGGGUCAUGUGGCCAGCAUGGCUAAGCCGCUUCUGGCGAACCAGAGCAGCGCACGAAAACACCGUUUACCUUCCCGCCAGAGCAGUACCGAUUUAUCUACUUGCACUUUGACGUGCUUUCAAACUGCUAGGUUGGCAGGAGCUGGGACCGAGGAACGGGAGCUCGCCCCAUUGCAGGGAUUUGAACCACCAACCUUCUGAUCGGCAAGUCCUAGGCUCUGUGGUUUAAAGCAUUGGUCUCUCUCUGUUUAUUGCAUUUAUCUCCCCCUUUUUCUCCCAAGGAGCUCAAGGUGGUGUACAUAGUUCUCGUCCUCACAAACAACCCUGUGAAGUAGGCUAGGCUAAGCGUGUCUGGCUGGCUGUCUUGCCAAAUGCAAGGCAGUUCUUUUCAUGAGAUUCAGAAGCAAUACAAACACAAGUGAGUGAGAAGGUUAAAGAUUUUGUUUUCUAAACAGCAAUCAUUAUAUACAUUACCAAGAAGUGGCCAAGUGACCCCUAGGUAGCCUUCGUUUGCACAGCCCUUUGAUCAGUCCAUGCACUUGUUUCUCAGAACUAUGCCCCCAAACCACUGGAUUUAUAGAUACUAACUUGUUAGCCUACAUGCCUUGCCCGACUAGCUAGUGCAGAUUAUUAAUUAGCUAGCCCCCUCUUCAAUACAGCACGUUCCUCCAAACAAUGUCUAACAUCAAAGAAUGUCAGAAGGUACCCAUCACUAUCUGCUUCUUCCUUCCACCAGAUUAUACAUUAAAGGCUGCUCUCAGCCAUCAAAGAACUUUAACAAGAGAUAGAGAGGGGCAGUAAACAGAGGACCAUGUCAGAUCACUAAACUCCUCAAACUACACUGGAACUACACUGGCUAGCAACAAGAGGAACAGCCAUUUUAGAUCUGGUCCUAACCAAUGUUGAUGACCUGGUUAGUGGGGUAGAAGUGGAAGGAUCAUUAGGCGCAAGUGAUCAUGCUCUUCUGAAGUUUACUAUACAGCGGAAAGGAGCAGCCAAGCAUACUAGGACUCAAUUUCUUGACUUUAAGAAAGCCGACUUCAUAAAACUUAGGGAAGUGCUGGGUGAGAUCCCAUGGACAGUAAUACUAAAAGGAAAGGGAGUUCAUGAUGGCUGGGAGUUUGUUAAGAGGGAGAUAGUAAAAGCACAACGUCAGGCAAUACCAAUGAGACGGAAACAUGGAAGGUGCCUAAAGAAGCCAGGGUGGCUAUCUAAAGAACUUUUAACUGAGUUAAGAUUAAAAAGGAUGUGUACAAAAAUGGAAAAGGGGGAAACCACCAAAGAGGAAUUCAAACAAAUAGCCAGCACGUGUAGACACAAAGUCAGAAAAGCUAAAGCACAGAAUGAACUCAGGCUUGCUAGAGAGGUUAAAAGCAACAAAAAGGCUUUUAUGGGUAUGUUCGUAGCAAAAGGAAGAACAAAGAAACAGUGGGGUCACUCAGAGGAGAAGAUGGUGAAAUGCAAACAGGGGACACAGAAAGGGCUGAACUCCUCAAUGCCUUCUUUGCCUCAGUCUUCUCCGAUAAAGAAAACAAUGCCCGACCUGAAGAAUUUGAAGCAAAUGAUUCAGCAGAGGAAACACAGCCCAGAAUAACUAAGGAGAUAGUACAAGAAUACUUGGCUAGUCUAGAUGUAUUCAAGUCUCCAGGGCCAGAUGAACUGCAUCCAAGAGUAUUAAAAGAACUGGCAGAUGUGAUCUCAGAACCACUGGCAGUCAUCUUUGAGAAUUCCUGGAGAACAGGCGAAGUCCCGGCAGACUGGAGGAGGGCAAAUGUUGUCCCUAUUUUCAAAAAGGGGAAAAGAGAGGACCCAAAUAAUUACCGCCCAGUCAGUCUGACAUCAAUACCAGGGAAGAUUCUGGAGCAGAUCAUUAAGCAAACAGUCUGUGAGCACCUAGAAAGGAAUGCUGUGAUCACCAAUAGUCAGCAUGGAUUUCUGAAAAAUAAGUCAUGUCAGACUAACCUGAUCUCGUUUUUGACAGAAUUACAAGCCUGGUAGAUGAAGGGAACGCAGUGGAUGUAGCCUACCUUGAUUUCAGCAAGGCAUUUGACAAGGUGCCCCAUGAUAUUCUUGUAAAGAAGCUGGUAAAAUGCGGUCUUGACUAUGCUACCACUCAGUGGAUUUGUAACUGGCUGACUGACCGAACCCAAAGGGUGCUCAUCAAUGGUUCCUCUUCAUCCUGGAGAAGAGUGACUAGUGGGGUGCCACAGGGUUCUGUCUUGGGCCCGGUCUUAUUCAACAUCUUUAUCAACGGCUUGGAUGAUGGACUCAAGGGCAUCCUGAUCAAAUUUGCAGAUGACACCAAAUUGGGAGGGUGGCUAACACCUCAGAGGACAGGAUCACACUUCAAAACGACCUUGACAGAUUAGAGAACUGGGCCAAAACAAACAAGAUGAAUUUUAACAGGGAGAAAUGUAAAGUAUUGCACUUGGGCAAAAAAAUGAGAGGCACAAAUACAAGAUGGGGGACACCUGGCUUGAGAGCAGUACAUGUGAAAAGGAUCUAGGAGUCUUGGUUGACCACAAACUUGACAUGAGCCAACAGUGUGACGCGGCAGCUAAAAAGCCAAUGCAAUUCUGGGCUGCAUCAAUAGGAGUAUAGCAUCUAGAUCAAGGGAAGUAAUAGUGCCACUGUAUUCUGCUCUGGUCAGACCUCACCUGGAGUACUGUGUCCAGUUCUGGGCACCACAGUUCAAGAAGGACACUGACAAACUGGACCGUGUCCAGAGGAGGGCAACCAAAAUGGUCAAAGGCCUGGAAACGAUGCCUUAUGAGGAACGGCUAAGGGAGCUGGGCAUGUUUAGCCUGGAGAAGAGGAGGUUAAGGGGUGAUAUGAUAGCCAUGUUCAAAUAUAUAAAAGGAUGUCACAUAGAGGAGGGAGAAAGGUUGUUUUCUGCUGCUCCAGAGAAGCGGACACGGAGCAAUGGAUCCAAACUACAAGAAAGAAGAUUCCACCUAAACAUUAGGAAGAACUUCCUGACAGUAAGAGCUGUUUGACAGUGGAAUUUGCUGCCAAGGAGUGUGGUGGAGUCUCCUUCUUUGGAGGUCUUUAAGCAGAGGCUUGACAACCAUAUGUCAGGAGUGCUCUGAUGGUGUUUCCUGCUUGGCAGGGGGUUGGACUCGAUGGCCCUUGUGGUCUCUUCCAACUCUAUGAUUCUGUGAUUCUAUGGCUUUGAACUCCUCGAACUACUCUGGCUUCCAAGGUCCUCCAGUGACCUUCAUGGCAGAGUAGGAGAUUGGGACCCUUGGUCUCCUGGGUCCCAGUCUAGCACUAACCACUACACUACACUACUGCUCUCCCUCCCUCUCACUGUGUGUGUGUGUGUGUGUGUGUGUGUGUGUGUGUAGAGAGAGAGAGAGAGAGAGAUGCACAGAUGAAGCAAUGUUGAAUACAAAAUUGUAUUGUGAAUUUUAGGGAAAUUUGGCUUGAAUCUAGGGGUUUCAAAAUCAUCUCUUAAAAACAGGCCUGGGCACGUCAUCUUUCCCAAGGCAGAUAAAGCAGCAUACCAGCUAUCUAGAAGAGAUAGCACAGACCUCAGACAUCAUGUUUGGCCUGUGAUGAAGGAAACCGUCCCUGUUUCUCCAUCUAUCUCAUGUGGUUCCACGGCAUAAUCUGAGCCACUGGUCUUCAGCUGGGGGUUCAGGACUUUGGGAGUGUGGCCUGAGCCAAGAUGGGUCACAACAGGAGCACUGCCGUGCAAGGAUGUGGCAAAAGAUGAAGAAACGUGUCUCCAAAAAAUGCUUUUUUGGGUCUGAAGAAGGUACUUGAUCUAAGCCUUGUUGGAGCUCUGGAAUUUUCCUUCUCCCUGUCUGUGGCAGCCAAUGUGUUGAGCUCCCAAUUCCUACUUCUCUGGCAUUAGCUCAGCUGGCCAGGGUUGAUGGGAGGUGUUGAGGGGCACCCUGUUGGCUCUCGCCACUGUGGCACAGAGGGCAUACCCAGUUUGGGAGAUGUGUUCUAAAGGGGUGAGAAUUGAGUUGCACUUUGGCAUGUGAACAUCGGAAGAGCCCGCUGCUGGAUCAGGCCACAGGCCCACCUAGUCCAGUGCCCUGUUCUCACAGUGGUCCACCAGGUGUCCCAAUGGGAAACCCUCAAGGAGGACUCAGCUGGGCUUCAGAGCACAACCAUCAUGGCUGGUAGCUUCUCCUCCUUGAAUUUGUCUCAUCCCCUUUUAAAGCCAGCCAGGUUGGUCACCAUCGCUGCCUCCAGAAUGCGGCAGCUAGACUGGUGACUGGGAGCGGCCGCCGGGACCACAUAACACCGGUCCUGAGAGAUCUGCAUUGGCUCCCAGUACGUUUCCGAGCACAAUUCAAAGGCUUGGUGCCGACCUUUAAAUAGACUCGGCCCAGUAGACCUGAAGGAGCAUCUCCACCCCCAUUGUUCUGCCCGGAUGCUGAGGUCCAGGGCAGAGGGCCUUUUCAGUGGUGGCACCCGCCCUGUGGAAUGCCCUCACUUAAGAUGUGAAGGAAAUAAGCAGCUAUCUUAUAUUUCAAAGACAUCUGAAGGCAGCCCUGUCUAGGGAAGUUUUUAAUGUUUAAUGCUGUAUUGUUUUUAACACUCGACUGGGAGCUGCCCAGAGUGGCUGGGGAAACCCAGCCAGAAGGGUUGGGGUAUAAAUAAUAAAUUAUUAUUAUUAUUACUCCUGCAAGAGGGAGUUCUGCAGUUUCACUCUGCCAUUUGUGAAGAAGUCCGUUAUUUUUAUCUGCCCUGAAUCUUCCAACAUUCAGCUUUGUUGGGUGAUUAGCUGCUUCAGAAGGCUGCGGGGUGGGUGGGUGUUUGCUUUUGGGAGCAAACGGGGAACGAUUCCAGUAGAUGGUGCAGUACAGCAAUACAGAAGCUGUGACGCCCCUGCAGGUCUGUUGGACUACAACUCCCAUCAGCCCCUGCCUGCGCGGCCAAUAGCUUAGAAUGGCCGGGGGGGUUGCCCCCUCCACCUCCUCCUGGACCACUGGUGUUGGGGAGGGGCUUGUGCUGUUUGGCUUCUCCCUAAUCAGCUUGCUGGGAGUUAAUUAACUUAAUGGCUAGGAAGCUAUCAGUGCCAGCCUAUGAUGGCAGCGGGCCUCUGCUCACAUGGGAGGGGGUUGCUCUCCAGCUGAGCAGUGUGUGAGGCUGAUGGGAGAAUAAUGGGACCAUAGGACUGUAGAGUUGGAGGGGAUACCAAGAGUCAUCUAGUCCAAUUCAGGAGCCACAACCAAAACAUCCCUGAUGGGAAGAAGAUUUGGGGUGGGAAUGUCAAAUAUUUGGCUGCUGUCUCACAGACCCCAAUAGGCAUGAAUGAGAGACUUUUCUGUCCCUUGUGAACCAGGCUAUGUAUGUGUGUGUGAGAAUCUGACUUGGACUGUGAUGGCUGCAGUUGGUUGAAUUUCCCUGACACCCUCCCCAUUCCAUCAUAUCUUCCACCUCCUUUAUUAAAAUAAACCCUCUAUGCCACAGGUAGGCAAACUAAGGCCCAGGGGCCAGAUCCGGCCCAAUCGCCUUCUCACUCCGGCCCGUGGACAGUCCAGGAAUCAGCGUGUUUUCACAUGAGUAGAAUGUGUGCUUUUAUUUAAAAUGCAUCUCUGGGUUAUUUGUGGGGCAUAGGAAUUCGUUCAUUCCCCACCCCCCAAGCAUAGUCCGGCCCCCCACAAGGUCUGAGGGACAGUGGACUGGCCCCCUGCUGAAAAGGUUUGCUGACCCCUGCUCUACGCAAGAGGAGGAGGCACAAGGAGGUCUGGCUGUUUGUCCUGAUCUGCCACGCCAGAUAAGACAAGCCCUUGUCCCUCUCCCUGUUGCAGUGUUGUAAAUACCUGAGGCCCAUAAAGUGUGGCCUUUCCUCUCCCCCAUCCCACCCCAAAACUCGCUUCUAAACUUGGGUGAACCUUUGCUCUCUGGAGCAAGCAUCCCGAUCUUAAAAAGGAGUUGCCUUCUUUAAGCCAUUUGCCUGGCAACGCUGCCCCUCAGUUUGAAAGCCCCGUGAUGGGAAGAAGGAGGAUCGCCUAUCCUGACCUGACCGCUGCCUUCACACACCCCCUCUCCUCCCCCCUUUUCCUGUUGUGAUUUGAGGAUUGAUUCCUUUGUCCUCCCCCCUCCCCUUUCCCCCCAAAGGUAGGCAGAAGAAACGGCAAGAGAAAAGCAAUAACCCACAGUUCCGCCAUGGCCAGUAAAUAGCAGUUAGCAAUUCCUUGCAAUGCAAUCUCUGCUCCCUCUCUCAGAAACCAGAGAGUUUGUUUCCCUCCAGCUCAUCUUACCCAGCACUGAAUCAACAGUGGCGGCUUGUGCUCUGAGCUUGCAGCUGGGACCCAUUUGUUCUUCUGACUGGGUUUCCCCUCCUCCUCUCCCACAAGCAGGGGGAGGGAAUAAUUUUGUUCCGCACUUUGAUUGAAAGCAAACCUGAAAACUCUCCUGCCCAAACCAUCCCUGCUCACCUCUCUUGUCGCUAGUCGGGUUGUGCAUUGUGGUUCACUCUAAUCCAGCUGUUCCUGAACUUGGGGGGGGGAGUAUUGCCCCCCUUGGAUCCAUGAAUUUCUCCCCAGUGCCCCCAACUCUGUAAAAAAAAGCAUUAUUCAGUAUCAUGGUUUUCAGGAAGGUGAUAGCACAAUAAAAUUCAAGGCAGUGACAGUUAAUUGCACACUUGUUCAAAAUCCAAUUGAAAGUACUGUAUUUAGUUUAAUGAAAUUGAAGGAACUCGAUCCAUGAUGCCAGCUAUUGCCAAUAUUUGUUUUAAAAAUAUUUGUAUACCGCUGUAUCAAAACAGGAAAGAAAAAGUUUUUAAAAUCGUUAUCUUGUGACAACUCAGCUUUGUAAAUAUGAACAAACGAGAUCCCAAAGGAAAUGGCCUUGAAAGCGAGAACAACAGUAAAAAAAUUAAAUAUGAGGCUAGAGGUGUUUUGCUCUAGGUUCUAGUUUGGUCAAUUUUAAAUAAGCGAUCAAUGCAUCAUCCCACACCCUCCAACCUCCCCGUUGCCUCUUAGCACCCCCUGUGUAAUCCCCCUGGGGUGUGAUCCUGCCCACUUUGAGACCCCCUGCUUUAAUCCAUGAAAAGCCUUUUGUGCCUCUGGGAAGCAGUGCCCAAUUCAAUGGUGAUGGAAUGACUAAUACUCAAAUGGUUACACUCUGAAUACUGGAAAAUCGAGAUUUCGUUCUGCAUGCAUAGGAGGGGAAUGUUCUUCCAUUCCGUGCCUGCUGGUCCCUCUUCUCAAUGUGAGAUGAACUCUGUGAUCAGCGGUGACGACAGGACCUCUUUUCGCCCAAAGGCCAGAGUGGGUGUGGCCAUGCCGAAACCGAAUUAUGCACGGCCACCUCAUUCCAGCUCUCUGGCUAGUGUAGACAUAUCAUAACCAUUUGGGUUGCACAAUGUGCCCCUUAUUGUAGUGGUUGUGGUUCCUUGGGAGCUGGGAGAUAAGCAUGGCAUGGGAUUCUUUCUGGCAGGAAAGUACCACAGGUGAGAGGGAAUUCCGUGCAGAUGAUGUCUCGGCUGGUGAAAAAAGGAUGGAUCUUUGCAUCCUCUUGAGGUAGAUCAGAUGUCCUGGCAGGUGAUGGAAAGUCACAGAAGAAACGUGUGCAGAGGGGCAGUCUUGCGAUCCCUGCAUCUUGCUAUUGCAGAUACGUAGUUUUCAGGAUGCAAUUGCAUUUCGAAGCUGGAAGUUUUCAAUAGCUGUCAAGCAAGGCCUGCAGUUCAGCAGUGCACUGGCCUCUAUCUCCUUUUUUUUGCAUUUUUGUACUAAAACAACGGCGUUCUCUUUGUCUUUCACACAGUUGGGACAAAGGGGUUUGGGAGAGCCUUAAGCCUCUGAUUGGCUGCUGCUGGGAAUGAGAUGAUGGGCUCCUGAUCUUAAUCCAGAAAGGCUGGUCUGUUGCCAUAUUGGUGGGCUUUCUUUAGACUGCAUCUCUGUGGGUGUGCCUGCCUGGGGAGUGGGAUGCAUAUUGGAACAUGAACUUGGGAAUGAUUAAGGACCCUCUGGUUUCCUUACAGAUUUUCCAUUCAUGUGCAGUUGGAUGGUUGCUUGCACAGGCAGGGCUUCACUUUCCUUGCCACCCCCCACCCUGCAAAUUAAUUCCAUGUCAUGUAAUGUAUGGACCCUUUAUUCAAUUGUUGGUGGCACACCGUAAUAGGAAUGACAUGGAUUUGCGGUGGGAUCCUGCUUUCAGCUGCGUUGGGUUACGCUGAGGUUCUUCAUCGCCUUUCAGAAAUAUCAAGCAUUGCAAAAAGAAUUUUGGAAGUGUGUGUGUGUGUGGGUACCAUGCCUUUUCAACAGAUCAAAGCUCUAAUAUGAUCCAGGAUUGUGGGGGCAGCGGUGGACCAUUUGGAGGGACUGGCCAGGAAGAACACAAGACACACACACGGACACACAUGCAAUGCGCACACCCAAACAUUGCCCGAGCAUGCAUGCAAUUUCUUCACCCUCGGUUCCCCAGCGCAGUUCCAAAGGACGCUGUUGGUGGGUGGCCUUUGUCUGGAGCAGAAAAGGGGAUGAGAUACUUGCCCAUCAUCUCUCCUAAUUAGUAGCGGAGCCUGGCAGAUGGCGAAAGUCCUUGGAGCAUCUGCCCCUCAUUACGGCCGAGCCCCUCCCCUUUAAUGGGACACCACUUAGAAUGGAAGAAGGAUGGACUUUGGGGAGAAAACAGAAACAGGUUCCGGGGGGGGGGAGCGGCUCUGGGGUGGGCUGCUCCUCCCCACAGGAAGUGGGGAGGCUGUUCAGCAUGCUGGGAUGAGCUUGUGGCAGCAGCUGGCUGCCAUUCAAGGCCGGUGGCUCUGGGAGCGAUGCUGGUGUCAAUGGCUGUGCGAAGCAAGGGCUGACUUAGCAGGAGGGCAUUUGGGGUGGGUGCCCUCUAAAGUGGCUCUCUUUGGGCCCCAGAACCGCCUCCUAGCUUUCAGCAACAAGGGAAGACGAAGUGGGUUCUGCAACAGGGUUGCAGGAUGGAGAGCUUCCAUUCAGAAUUACCGUAUUUUUCGCACCAUAGGACGCACCGGACAAUAGGACACACUUUGUUUUAGAGGGGGGAGAACAAGAAAAAACUUGUUCAGUGAAGUGGCAGGAGGCGCUGUGCAGAGAGGGGGAGAACUUUCCCCCUCUUGUUUUCCCGCUCUAAAACAAGGUGCCGUUUAAGGUGCGUUCAGGCGGCUAACCUGAAGCCUGGAGAGCGAGAGGGUCUGUGUGCACUGACCCUCUCGCUCUCCAGGCUUCAGAUUCCUGACCUGCUCUUUGGGGCUGGCGGGGAAGCCCACCACCAGCCCCAAAGAGCAGGUCAGGGAGCAGUGGAAAGGCGCAGCAGAGAGGCUCCUGCCAUAGCCGUGCAACACCUCUCCAGCCGGGAGAGGGUCGCUAGGCAAUGGCUUCUUUAGCCCCGCGCGCGCUCUCCCGGCUGGAGAGGUGACGCACGGCUAUGGCAGGAGCCUCACUAGCCGCGCGUCACCUCUCCAGCCGGGAGAGGGUCACGGGGGGGCUGCUUUAGCCCCACGCGCGCUCUCCCGGCUGGAGAGGUGACGCGCGGCUAUAGAAGCUCCUGCCAUAGCCGCCCGUCACCUCUCCAGCCGGGAGAGGGUCGCGGGGCUAUGGCGUCUUUGCUCCAUAGGACGCACACACAUUUUCCCUUCAUUUUUGAAGGGAAAAAAGUGCAUCCUAUAGAGCGAAAAAUACGGUAUCCCCGAGAACAGCCUGGAGGAGAUUUUUGUGGCCAUUGAGGACGCUCUGUUCUCCAUGGGCUGUUUGGGGAGUUCUUCUUCUCCCUGGGAUUUUUAAAGAAAGAAAUGUCACAGGUACUUCUGAAAACUUUGAAGCUCCUCCUGAGCAGUGUCAGAAACUCAGAUAUAUAAGAUAAUCACCAAAUGGCACCUUCAACCCAGGUUGUGGUCAUCUAGGCACCCUACUGGCACAACACAUCAAAUAAAAUAAUUCAGAACAAAACAGAUUCAAGCUUCAAGGGAAAUCACUCGGAUCCUUUAAGUGACAUCGUGCUUUCCACAUAUUUAUUUCGUAAAACAUAUACAGUGGUACCUCUGGCUACGUUCUGGAGGUCCGUUCUUAACCUGAAACUGUUCUUAACCUGAAGCACCACUUUAGCUAAUGGGGCCUCCUGCUGCUGCUGCGCUGCCGGAGCACGAUUUCUGUUCUCACCCUGAAGCAAAGUUCUUAUUCUUAACCCAAGGUAAUAUUUCUGGGUUAGUGGAGUCUGUAACCUGAAGCAUAUGUAACCCGAGGUACCACUGUACACCACUCGAUUGUAAACAAACAACCCCCCCAGCAAUCUCAGUGAUUCGCAAAGAGAAUGAAACAAUAAAAUUAUCAGUAAAUAUAGUUCAGAGGAACCAUUUAAAACAUUUUUUUAAAAAAGCAGCAGGAGACUAGAAACAGAUUAAAACUUGCACCACAAUUCCAUAUCUCUGGGUUUAUGGGAGUUUGUGGGCGCUGCUUGCAGUUUCUGGUUGAGAGGAAAGUGUUAACUGGAAGUUUGGCUUUCCUUCCUGGCUGGCUGUUGGGGGUUGCUGCACUAAGGCACCUUCUCCUGUGUGAGCCCCUGAGGCGGAAAGCCUUGGCUGCCGUUCCUGUCUGAGUCCAUUUGCCAGAUGUUCACCUUCCUCUGCCCCCGCCCUUCCCUCCCCAGCGCUUCCUGUGUGGAGCAGGGCUCUCCCCAAAGCGGCUCCUUUCCUCUCCCCGCUUCCCAUCCAGCCUUCCUCUGCUCCUCGGGUCCCCAUGACGCAGAGGGUGUUGCAUGCUUCUCCCUCUUUCCGCACCAGCCGGUUUCCACCCGGCGCAGCUGAGCGUGACUCUGCAACCGCCUAGCCCCUUUCCCCUGAAGCUACAGGGGAGCACAUCCAGGAAUACACCUCGGUCCUUUUGCAAAAUGUGGGAGGUGAGUCUUAGAAUCAGAAUUGCAGAGUUAGAAGGGACCUCCAAGAAUGUCAGCUCAAGCAUCCAUGACAGAUGGCCAUCUAACCUCUGCUUAAAAACCUCCAAGGAAGGGGAGCCACAACCUCCCAAAGGGAGUCUGCUCUAUUGUCAGAAAGCUCUUUGUGAUAUUGAGCCAAAAUCUCCUAUCUUGUCAUUGGAAGCUAUUGGUUUGAGCCCUACCCUCCAGAGCAGGAGAAAACAAGUUUAUUCCAUCUGUGACAGCCCUUAAGAUCUUUGAAGAUGGCUCUCGUAUCAUCUCUCCAUCUUUUAUCCAGGCUACACAAACACAACAUAUCCAGCUCCUUCAACCAUUCCUCAUCAGGCAUGGUUUCCAGGCCCGUAAUCAUCUUGUUCAUCCUCCUCUGCAAACCUUCCAGCUCAUCAACGUCCUUCUUAAAUUGUGGUGCCCAGAAGUGGACACAGUAUCCCAGGUGUGGUUUGACUAGAUUCGAGUGGUGCCCUGACUUCCCUUGACCUGGACACUAGACUUCUCUUGUUGCAGCCUAGAAUAGCAUCAGCUUUUUUUGCUGCUGCAUCACACUGUGGACUCAUGUUCAGUUUGUGGUCCACCCAGACCCCCAGAUCAUUUUCACUAGUAAGCCAGGUGUCCCCCAUCUUGUAUCUGCGUAGCUGUUUCUUCCUGCCUUACAUUUUGUCUGGAGUCUGUCAGGUUGCCCAAGACCUCGAUUCUAUGCUGAGCAGAUGGAAGCUACAAGAACAGCCCUGCAGCAGGAUCAGACCACUAACGCAGCAUCCUGUCCCCACCCCUGCCAUGGCCAGCUGGGUGCCCCAAGGCAAGGCCGCAAGAACUGCUGGGUUUCCCAUAAUAGGCACCUGGCUAGAUGGGUCAUUGGCCUGAUCCUGUAGCCAGGUUCAUAUGUUCCCAUAUGUUCAGGAGCAUGCUAGCUCUGAACAGGGGAGGUUCCUUUUAGCCUAGGGUGACAUUGGCACCCAACUUUCUCUUCCAUGACUUAGCCCUGCAUUGGAAGCCGCCUGAGCCAGCACCCGUCUUCCAUCUCAUGUGCCAGUGAGUUUGCUUAAUUUUGGGGGGCUGCUUGUCAGCUGGAUGACCCCAAACUCCUCCAUUUGGCUACUCUAAGAGGUAAGCAGGCACAGACUACUUGCUUGCUCUGGGGACCUUGCUUGAGCAAGACGGCAGGACUGUGGCUUGGACGAGGAAGGUGGGAACAGAGGCCUCCAGAGUCUGUUGGACUCGAGAGCCCAUCCUCCCUAGCUUGUGUGGUCAAGGGUGAUGGGCAUUGUAGUUCAGUUUGCUAGAAAUUACAGGAAGGGGAGAGUACUCUUGUGUCCGAAUCCCACUUGCUACUUUGCCAUAGUUCAGCCACUUAGAGGUCAAGAUGCUGGACUAGGUGGGCCAUGGGCCUGAUCCUGCAGGCUCUUACGAUGUUGUGGAUAUCUAGAGAGCACAUGUUCCACAUCCUUGACCUAUGAAGGGUGGCUGUGUGAGCUGUGUGUCUUAAAAAGCUUUGCCUCUUAAAAGUGUGGGAUGGGGAAAGUGGUGUGUGUGUGUGUGUAUGUUUUGAAAAUCACAAUGUGCCCAACUUGGACUAGAACCCCAUUUCCCGUCGCUGCUGUUCUCCCAGCUCCUGGGGUGCAGCAGGUGGCAAGCAGGCCACAAGCUGUUGUCCGGUUAAUUUCGGCUGAGCUGCAAAUCUGGGAAUGAGCCUUGUGAAUUAUCAUAUUAUCCACCUGAUCGCACAGCUGGCUCAUGCUGGCAUUGGUGGAGAUGCCAGCCCUGCGGGGGCCGCCAACACUCUUGAUGAGGGUGAACUUAGCUGGAAUGCGAGGCCUUGGGAAAAGGGGGAAGCAGCCGGCUUCGCUUGAGGACCUGGGGGCUGGCAGUCCCAGGAGAAUCGCUUGGAAUUUUCUCAGAAUUGCAGUUGCUUCUACAUAGUUACCAGCAAAGUAGUCUGUCUUGGGAGCCUUUGGUGAAACAAAAGAUUUCUGAAAGUGCAAGUUUUCAAUGCCGGCUGGAUCAAAUCUUUGUGUAGGUCAGGCUUCCUCAACCUCGGCCCUCCAGAUGUUUUGAGACUACAAUUCCCAUCGUCCCUGCUAGCUAGGGAUCAUGGGAGUUGUAGGUUGUUGAUGCUCUCAAAUAACUCUUAAUAGGUUCACGAGGAAGGACUUCUUGUGAAGAUGUGCUUUCCCAGGUGAGGCUCACCCAGUGCACUCCAGGUGUGGUGAUCUCUGCAUUUCCCCCAAAUCCCGGAAACCUGACUGCAUGAUUUGUGCAUGUGAUGGGAGUGGGCGCCCCUGUCUCCAGGGAAGGCCAGAUAUCCCUCUCCUAAUGUUGUUCUAGACUUGGUACCGUAGGCACAGUGUUACAAACUUAGAUAUAUAAGCUAGGCAUCAAAUGGCUUCUUAAACCAAGGUUACAGUUGCCAAAACAGAAUGCCUAGUUGCCAUUUUGGGGCCAGUCGUAUUUUCCCAUAAAACGUUUUGGUUCCUGAAAUUCGUUCUGAUUGGGCAGAUAAAAUUUCACAGACAGAGUUCUGCAGGAUGUGUUGUUAGUGUGGGGAAACAGGCAAGAUAUAGAUGGUGGAGAUGUCAGGCAUCAUCCUGGCACCUGGGCAUCCUCACUUGGUCUCAAGUGGCUGAUAGCCAGGUGCAAAAUGCACCUGGCAGAUUUUGACUGCUGCAUAGAAGCGUAGAGUCCAGGAGGACACCAUCGUCAAUUGUACUGAAAGCUACAGAGAAGCAGGAGCCGGGUUGCACUCCCGCCGCCCUGCUCUCUGCAGAGGUCGUCUGUUAGGGGUGGCCAAUAGCAACUCGGUCGCACAGCCAGGCCUGAACCCAGAUUAGGACGGAUCUAAAUCAUCUGUGCCACAAUAAUCUUUCCCCAUUUGCACCUGCAAGACUGUUGCUCCAGUCCAAGGGGUCCAGAGCUGGUUUCUUCUGGAGUAGCCACACAAGGGGGGGGGUCUCUUCUCGCUGUAUAUAAAAAUGUGUGAGGUUUAAGUUCUUGCUUAAUCGACUUUUGGGAACUUUGAGCAGGUCUGACUCUGGAGAGGCGGCUGAGCUUGUUUUCUCUCAUAUGUCAUGCUUGCUUCAAGGAGUAACCAGCAGGGCUUCCUCAGCUGGGCUUGUAAUUGUCCUGUUCCCCGUGGAAUGCAAAUGCAUGAUUGCGUCCUCGUGCUCCCUCCAGGAUAUGAUUAUAUGGCCCCACGGAGCCAUUCCUGGCUGCCAGAGACUUGCCACAACUUGCCCCAGAGAGUUGUACUCAGGAGGAAAUCUGGGGCGCCGAUUCGGACCUAGGAGCAAAGCGGGGAGCUCUGAGCCCUGAGGGCUUGUUGCUCCUGCGAGACUCGUUCCAUUUCUGCACAGUUCUGAUCUCGCCCCUGCGGGGUUUGUUUUCUAGCUCACACUGGGGAAAUCUUAGAACGGUGGCCAGGCCAGUCCAUCUCCCCUGCAAUGCAGGAAUCACAACCAAAGUAUCCAUGAGCUCUUUCUGGGUCUACUGAAAACCCUCUGCAUGUUUGUGGCAUUGCAUGUCAGGAAGAUCUUUGAGAUGCCUGUUGGUGCUGACCUUUAAAGCCCUAAACUGUGUUGGUCCAGUAUACCUGAAGGAGCGUCUCCACCCCCAUCGUUCUGCUCAGACACUGAGUUCCAGCUCCGAGGACCUUCUGGCAGUUCCCUCCCUGCGAGAAGCCAAGUUACAGGGAACCAGGCAGAGGGCCUUCUUGGUGGUGGCACCUGCCCUGUGGAACGCCCUCCCACCAGAAGCCAAAGAGAACAACAACUACCAGACUUUUAGAAGACAUCUGAAAGCAGCCCUGUUUAGGGAAGCUUUUAAUGUUUGAUGCAUUGCUGUAUUUUAAUAUUUUGUUGGAAGCUGCCCUGAGUGGCUGGGGAAACCCAGCCAGAUGGGCGGGGUAGAAAUAAUAACAUUAUUAUGCCUGCUUCUCCACGCCAGACCAAUGAGAUCUUGCUGCUGCUCCCAUUUCAACAAAGGACACCGUCCCCAGGUGUCACUUGCUGUGCAUGUGGCUUGGUCUUCGUUGGAGAUGUCCAGCCAGCUGGUCCAGGGAGCUUGUCUUCCAAUCCCUCACCUUGUUGAAAAACUCGGGACGGUCUCCUGUUGCUCCCGGAGCCCAGCUUGGAAGGUGCUGCGCCCGACUGCCAGAAGAAGCCCCAGUUUGGGCCUUGAAGCUUCUUCCUUCUGCAGUUCCCAUUUCUUGUGUUGACGCUCGACCUUUCUUCCAGCCUCCUCCAACCUGGUGCCCUUGAGGGCAGGUGCUUGAGGAGCCAUCCCCAAGAGGGGGUGCAGUCACUGAGCAAGCCUAGUCCUAGAAUCAGAAUUGGUUUUAUUUAUUUAUUUUAUUAACAUAUAAAACACAUACAUAUACAGUUACACAAUACACGUACACAACACACUACGUAAUUUUCAUAACAUAAAAGAUACCUACAUUAUAUAAUACCUACCUAUACUGUACAUAUCAACAUACCUACACACCUACCCCACACGGACACCCACCAAGUGACGAGUUCCAGCCGUUCUUGUUACGCUACUUUAUUUUUCCAAGUAGCUUAAACGCAUUUUAUUAUUUCUUUAAUCUCUUCUUUUAUCUUAACUUUACUCUCCUUUCACUCUAAUAAUUUUCUGGAUUCACUCAAUAUCUGUCAGAAAUUCUACUUUUCCCACAUAAAUUUUGAUGUAUUCCUUAAAGAUAGCCCACUCCUUAUUCACUUUUUGUACCAGAUCUCCUCUUAUCCUCCCUGUUAGUUCGGCAAUAUGGAAGUAUUCCAUCAUUUUAGAUUACCAGUCUGUUUUACUUGGGACGCUGCUGCUUUUCCAAUUUCUGGCAAUCAAUAACCUUGCCGUCGUAAUUGCAUACAUAAAUAUUGCUCUGACCGUUCUUUUUAUCUCCUCUGACAUGAUACCUAGGAGAAAGGAUUCUGGGUUUUUUUCAAAUGAAAACCUAAACAUCUUUUUUCAGUUCAUUAUAGAUAUUUUCCCAGAAUCCCACUAUCUUUUUGCACUCCCACCACAUAUGUAGAAAGGUUCCUGCCCCGUUGUUGCAUCUCCAACAUGCAUCACUACAGUUUUUGUUACAGAAUUGUAGUGUUGGAAGGGAACCCCUAGGGCCAUCUAGUCCACACACACACACACACCCGUGAUGUGUGCCAUUUGCACAGGAGGGCGAUCCAGCUGCUGUGGUCUCAUCCGGCAGGGAUGCUCUUAACAGAUAUUUGGGGCAGAGCAGCUGGAUCCUCAGCCCUUCCCUCCGGGAUCUGGCCCAAUAUGGUUUCUGGUUUGGAAUUCCUGUGUCGCUGCCGACAAACAUCCUGCACUGCGGGGGCAGACCAGAGGACCCUGUGGCCGUUCGAUGCUCCAGCCUGCCCCUUCUCUGCAAGUCUCCCUUCCCACAACUUCCUUCAGCCCUUUCAGGAACUGGUAAAGACAAGUUAAGUGUCUUCUCUCUCCCUUUUCUUAAUUGCCGCUCUUGCGUGGAUACCAGAUGGGAAAUCACCCGACUUCUCUGGCGGCUCCGCCUGACCUUGGCAAGACGGGUAAUUAAAAGUCUGACUCUGCCGUUAUCGGCAGAUGCGCUCCAACUUGGAGAGGCAUCACAGGGAAAUAAAAACAAUGCUCUUCGGGCUCUGGAGGAGGUCUGUAGGGGAAGAAGGCUGCAGGCUGAGUCCCCAGAAACUGCAGGCAAGGGGGAGGGGUGUCCCCCUGCCCCCCAAAACGGUGGAGAGAGCCGCUGCCAGUCUCCAGGCAAUACUAUUUAUCAAUUAUUAUUUUUAUUUGUUGCAUUAUUCUAUCCCACCUUUCCUUCUAAGGAGCUCAAGGUGGAGUACCUGCUUCUCCCCCUCCUCAUUUCCCCCCAACAACAACCCUGUGAGGUAGAUUAGGCUGAGAGGCAGCAACCCAGCUUCCAAGGUCAUACCCGGUGAGCUUUGUGACUGAGCAGGGAUUCGAACUCUGGUCUCUCGCAGGUCCCAGUCCCAACACUCUAACCACUACACCACGCUGCUAUAUAAGGCAAAGAUCUGACACCUCCCUGUGUACAUUUUUUAAAAAACCUUCACAUUUCCUCGGAGGAACCACCCGCAACCCCAAGAAAACGCCACACAUUUAUAUUAACCAGUGAAUCACUUAAGAGGAACGUGUUUUGCAGAUGUGCACUGUUGUGGCGUGCUAGAAGGGAGCACAGCCUUUCGGAAGUUGUUAGGAAACUUUGGCAGAUCACGGCUGAAACAGCUGCUUAGGCAUGAAUCUCCCUUUGUCUGGGGGGCAGAAGCAUUGAAGCCGCUCUGGCUGGCAGCUGGAGAGACCCCCGAGGAACCUCUCGCUUUUCAGACUCCAUUGAGGAAGAAUGGCUAGUUGGGAAAGGCGAGAAAGAAACGGACAUGGCAAAUAUAAUAGCCAGCCCUUCAUUGCAGGCAGGAGCCUCAUCUGCUGCAGCAGCACAGAAUGUGGCUCGGGCUGUGUCAAUGUGACUUUAAUUUUCCCGUCUUAGAAGUGGCUUUAUGUCAACAACAACAACAACAACAACAACAACAACAACAUUUUUUAAUUAUUUAUACCCUGCCCAUCUGGCUGGGUUUCCCCAGCCACUCUGGGCAGCUCCUAACAGAUUAAAAACAGAAUAAAACAUCAAAUAUGAAAAACUUCCCUAAACAGGGCUGCCUUCAGAUGUCUUCUAAAAGUCAGAUAGUUGUUUAUUUCCUUGACAUCUGCUGGGAGGGCAUUCCACAGGGUGGGCACCACCACCGAGAAGGCCCUCUGCCUGGGCUUUCCAUCACCCGCUCCCCGGCCAUUUUUGCCCGCAGGUGCCAGGAACUGAACCAGGGGCCUUUCUGUAUGAAGUGUGAUCCCCCCCCCCAGUUAAGGUUUCUGCUUUUGUUAAAACCAAGCUUCUAGUCCUCAUGGUAUGUCUGAAAGGCAUUGAGCGGCACCUACAUUGGAAGCUGGAACAGUCAGAUAUUUGGGAUGUGGUGCCUCUGCCCUUCUGUGACAAGUGAAAUAAGAAAUAAUUUGCAGAUGUUCCUAAAUGUAUAAGAGCCUCAGAAUCCGAUGCUUCUCGGUAUGAAUUUCUUGAAGUGUCCGAUGCACCCAGAGCGGGGAGGAGCUGGCGUGUCAAGGCAGGCGGCUGUCUUUCUGGUGCUCCAAAGGCAGCGACAGGAAAUGCGCCUCCCGUCCUCAUGGAAAGGUGGAUGGUGCAAACGCAGGCUGGAGGUGCUGCAAAACGCCUGAUGUGCAAAAUUGGUUUGCCAGGGCAAGGAAGGAAGGAAGGGAGCAAAGCUGUAUGGACAAUUGGGAUGCUGUUGUGUAAGGGAAAUGGAGGAGAAACUCGGGAGCGAGUGUUUCUUCUUAAUUGUGUUUUAUAUCGUUAUUAAAUUUGUAUACCACCCUGUACCCCUAGAUUUUGGGGCGAUUCGCAAUGUAAAAUUACAAUUUGAAAAAGACAAAGUACAAGGUGUGACCAGAAGUCAGACAGUGAGAAAUGUUUGGACAUACAAUCGGCAUCGGAAACCCACGAAAUGCUCACAGUUGUGUGGGGAGAUGAAGCUGUAACUCGAAAGGCCGUGUGUCAGUGGUUUAAGCGUUUCUGUGAAGGGCAGCAAACCAUCGAAGAUGACUCUCAAUCUGGCAGAACGUCAACGAGCAGAACAGCAGCAAAUGUCGACGGAGUUUCUGAGUUAUUGAUGCGGGAUCGGCGUUUGUCCGUCUGAAUGAUAGCGGAAGAAAUGCGUAUUCCGCGUGAAAUCAUUACUGAGGUUACUGAGUUGUCCUACCCUCCAUAUUCUCCCAAUCUGGCCCCACCGGAUUUCUUUUCCAAAACUGAAAUCAGCGCUGAAAGGGCACAAAUUUUUCCAACAUUUCACACAUCCAAGCUGCUAUGACGAAGGAACUGAAAGCAGUAUGAAAAGAGGUUCCAACAGUUCUACGAACGUUGUCAACGGUGCAUUGUAUCAGAGGGGGCCUGCUUUGAAGGCCUGUAAGGGACCCGGGUGGCGCUGUGGUCUAAACCACUGAGCCUAGGGAUUGCUGAUCAGAAGGUCGGUGGUUCGAAUCCCCGCGACGGGGUGAGCUCCCGUUGCUCAGUCCCUGCUCCUGCCAACCUAGCAGUUCGAAAGCACAUCAAAGUGCAAGUAGAUAAAUAGGUACCGUUCCGGCGGGAAAGUAAAACGGCGUUUCCAUGCACUGCUGUGGUUCGCCAGAAGCGGCGUAGUCAUGCUGGCCACAUGACCCAGAAAAACUGUCUGCGGAAGUGGACAAACGCCAGCUUCCUCGGCCUGUAAAGCGAGACGAGCGCCACAACCCCAGAGUAGUCCGCGACUGGACCUAAUGGUCAGGGGUCCCUUUACCUUUACCUAAGGCAUGUAUGUUCGAAUAUUUCUCACUGUCCGAUUUCUAUGACCAUUCACCGAACUUUCCGGUCACACCUUGUACAUAAUAAAAAUUAGAACAAAAACACCACCAGGCUUAGGUUUGCCUGCUGGCAAAAUCCUGGGGUUUGAGGCAGCUGGGCUGCAUUAGCCAUGAAGCUAAGAAUCAAAGAACCCUGCAGGAUGAGGUCCAUCUAGUCCAGCCUCCUGUCCUCCCAGUGGCCAGCCAGAUGCCCCCAAAGGGAAGCAAACUUGCUCUCUCUGCUAUUCUAAGGUAGACUGGCCCUGUCCAUGGAGGUUCUGCAUAGGAAUCAUAAGGAAUUUAGAGGAGCCCUGCAGCAGCUGGAUCAGGCCAAAGUGGGGUGGGGGAAGCCGGCUGUGCAGACUUGCUGGUCCAUGGAAGGCCGGCAAGCCAGCAGUCGGGUUUUUGCCUGAUUUUUUGACCCUCCUGCACAGUUUCAAGUUUCGGCCUCCUUCGAAAGAAGGCUAGCUGCAGUUCUGGCAGCAUUCCUUUCCAAUGAAUCCAUGUAACCCAACUCCCCGGCUGGCUUUUGGGGCAGGGGCUCGGGAAAUUCUUGGCGAGUCCCGAAGCCUUUCUCUCUGCCGCCCCACUCCCGAGUCCUAUUUCUCAGCUACUCGCUAAAGUGGCGCAUCCCUUAAAAUCUUGGUUGCAAAAACUUCUUCCCUUAACAGCACUAAUCGGAAAAAUCUUUAGUGCCUUUUUCCGUCCUAUGUAUUGCUAGGGAAAUUGUUUUUACCAAUAAUGAUAUUCAUGGCAUUCAUAUCCCUCCUUUUUCUCCCCAAAGAGCUAUAGGCAGUAUAAAGAGGAGAAUGUCAUUUUCAAUGGUGAAAAUGGGAAGCCGUUCGAAAAUGGAAACAAUUGAUUCCGGGUUUUUGGCAUUCGGGUCCCGAAAUGUUCGGCUUCCAAGAUGCUCGAAAAAUGAGGUUCCACUGUACCUGCGCAGGGUUGCAAAGCAGUUCAUAAGGAGGCGAGCCAAAGGUUUAGGCUGGAGGAUUUGUGAGUGGCCCAGGGCCUUCCCCCUGGCCAGCCAGCCAGCCCCCACCAAGGCCUCAGGGGUGUCUGCCUUGACUAUGGGGUUGGGAGCAAGGAAUUGCAGUCUGUUCUUCUGUAGGGAGAGUGAAGAGGGAGUUUUCAGGCCCUUUGCCUAGGCGAGGGUCCCUCUGAAAGUCUUUGGGUCUCUGCUCUGGCAGAUAUAAAACGAGGCAGAAAUAUACCCUCAAAGCACUUAGCAAUUCUGUGAACCCUUGGUCAUUGAAGGGAGCUGCCAGACCUGUGGUCUACUGAGCUCUCUGCAGAUAUAUUUGCAAAAAAAAAAAAAAAAGGUUCCCUUGCGCUUUUGUUUUCUCAGAGGUUAUGUGACCGUCCUAGAGUAAAGUGUGUGUGUGUGUGUGUGUGUGGAACAACACAAUGCCAGUUGUUUGAGAAUCUGGCAUCUCUGGGUGGUACCGGCUUGGUGGACAAAUGGCCAUAUGCCAAAUUAGUCUAUGGGAUGACCAGUAUGACAGGCAGUAAAUAAAAACCUUGAAAGGAGCAGAAAAAUAAACGACCUUCUUGCAUGUGGGUGAACAUCGGACGCUGCUCUGCCUGGCUCCACGUUUUCUCUGCCAAGGAGGUGCAGCAGAGGGGCUUCUGGAUUAUGUUGCACUACAACUCCCAUCAGUUCUAGCGGCCAGCAUGACCAACGGUCAGGGCUGAUGAUAGGAGUUGCAGUCCAUAUGGACGGCCGCCGGGUCCCCAGCCCUGGUCUCCCAUGGUGGGCUGGUUUUGGGAAGAGAGUCUUCCGCAGCCCUACCUGGAGACGCCAGGGCUGCUUGCAGGGCAGACGCUCAGCUGCGGCCCUUUCUAUCCGGUGGGUGCUGCUAAGAGCUCAGCCCAGCCGUAGCAGCUUUGCCGCUUCAUGCAAACCAAUAGUCAAGGAUGGAGACUUGUUGAGUCAGUGAUAUUGUCCUCUUCUCUUGCUGAAACAGAGAGGAGCAACCUUCCCAUUCCUUAAGGCUGCCUUUUAUUCCCAAGGCAACCCAGCAGCUGCCUUUGUGCUGUGGAAACGGCUUAGGUCUUCUUCUCCCCCCGCCCCUCCAUUGCAGCUGUCUUCCCUUUCCCAAAGCUGUUCUUGGCCGCCUCUCUCCGGCAUCCCAGAUUGUCCCCAGAAGGGAGAUCUCCUUACCCCCCUCUCCUUCUUUCCCCCUUAGAUGAGCCUGCUGGGUCAGGCCAGGAGCCCAUCUAAUCCAGCCUCCCCUUCUCUCAGGGGCCAACCAGAUGCUAUUUAGGAAACCCACAAGGCAGGUUUUGAGCGCAUGAGCAGCGCACUCUCCUCCUGGGGUUUCCACAACUGAGAUUCAGGAGCAUUGCUUCCUCCAGCUGUGGAGCCAGGGCAGAGAUAUCCUGGCCAGUAGCCAUCAAUCGCCCUCUCAUCCUCCAUGCAUUUGUCUAAUCUUCUUCUAAAGCCAUCCAAGUUGGUGUCCAUCAUGUGGGAGGGAGUUCCACAGUCUAACUCUGCACUGCAUGAAGAAGGACUUUAUCAGCCCUGACGCUUUGCUGGGUGUCCCCGAGUUAGAGUGUUAGGAGGGAGGGAGGAAAGUAUCACUUUCUCCAUGCCGUGCAUCAAUGUACAGUCAUACCUCGGGUCACAGACACUUCAGGUCGCGUUUUUUUGGGUUACGGACCGCCGAAACCUGGAAGUACCAGAACGGGUUACUUCUGGGUUUCGGCGGCCACGCAUGCGCAGAAGCACUAAAAUCCCGCUUUGCACAUGUGCAGAAUUGCUGAAUCGCAACCCACGGGUUGCAAACGUGUGUCCUGCACGGAUCACGUUCACAACCCGAGUGCCCACUGUAUAAAGUUCUUCCAUGUCACCUCAUCCUUGCCUUUUCUCUAAAUUAUAAAAUGCUUCAAAUUUCACAGGGAAUUUGCCAACAGGGGCACUUAGGAAAUAUUCAGCCAUUCACCUGAUUGGUGAAGCAAAAUGAUUGGAAUCUGGCCAUAGUUUUUAAUAUGAUUUGCAAAAAAUGGGCCCCUCCUGGCCAUGACGGCAUUUUCAGUUUUGAGAAAUCUCUCUGCUGUGCCCCAGGCUUCUAGCCAUGUGCCUUUUAGAAAGACAAGCCCCUUUGCUGCCCCCUCGCUUCAGAAAGCAAGCUCAGGCGCAUCUGCCUUAAGGGGCCGGGGGUCCCCAUCUCAGAAGAACUUUGCCGUGGCCUCAACCGCAGACCUCCCUGAGCGAGCCUUGCAAAUAGGAACUAGCUGCAAGCGUGAGGGGGGCUGGGGGGGGUGGGUUAGGCACCCUGCUAGGGCGAAACAUGUUUCUUUUCUGAAUUGAUAGUAAUUAUUCCCAAAUUUGCACCUCUUAUGUGCAAAUUAGAAGAUGCGAAUCUAUUUGCUCUUUUUGUCUAAGUGGCCACCCAGUGAAAUCUAGGGACAUAAUUCUCCUGGCUUUGCUGGCAGAGAGAUGCAGAGCAGAUGACCAGCUUUGCCCAGGUGGCGUCCUAAGGGAGGCUUUUGUUUCCUUCCCCAUCUCUGCAAUGGGCAUCGUUUUCAGCAGUGAUGCUUUUUUGGAAGCCCUUUUGGAAAAAGCUCCCCCGGUCCGGGUUGCGUGGAGCCCCUGACAGCGCAGUCUCCUCGACCCCCACAUCCCAUUUACAUGAGACACCCGGCAGAACCAGCCUCCCUCCCCCCCUUCUACAUGACUUCUGCAUUCUUUGACUGGCCUAUUCAGCUUGGAAAUUCCAGCUCCCAGAUGUGAAUGAGCCCCAGCUGUGAAGAGGAACUUGAAAGGCAGCUUGGGGCUGCCUUGGGGGAUGGGAGAGGAGCUCGGGUCCACAGGAUGGGGGCCCACAUGCAGACACAGAGGGGGGGACUGCGGUCUGUGCAGCCCCAGGGAGAGCAGAUUUGGGGGGCCUCCAGCUGUUCUGGUUGAGAGUGGAUUCUCCCAUUUGGCAGAUGAAAAGGUUCCUACGUUCUUUAGGGUUGCCAGACCUCCAGCUCUGACCUGAAGUUUGCAGGUGGGUGAGAAAGCCCUUAAUAAGAAUUUAAAAAUCGCCAAGAAGACUGUGCAUUGCAAGCCUUCAGAACAGGAGCUGGCUGCAAAUUCUAGCGCAGAGUCAUAGAUUCAGAGUUGGAAGGGCCCCUUUAUCACCUAGUCUAACCCAGGCACCCCCAACCUUCAGCCCUCCAGAUGUUUUGGACUACAAUUCCCAUCAUCCCUGACCACUGGUCCUGUUAGCUCGGGAUUAUGGGAGUUGUAGGCCAAAACAUCUGGAGUGCUGCAGGUUGGGGAUACCUGGUCUAACCCCUUGCAAUGCAAGAAUCGCAACACUCAGCAAGAUCUGCGCUCCUAUGCUUCCUUCUCCCAAUUAAUCUCCGUCUCCAGGGUCCGUCCUGUGACAUCACUUGGGGCCACUCCUAGGUAUCAGGUUUGGGCCUGAAAAUCUCAGGGGCUAGAAUGCUCCUUACCUGGCAACCCUACACCGUAGACUCCACUUCUUUCAGGAUUGCAUUCUCAGCCACAAAACGGAUUUUCACAGUUGCUGUCCUGUUCCGUUGCUUUCAAAAUGAGGCUCGGGACUUUCAGUGUCUUGUGUGAAACUUUGUGGUUUUGCUGACUUCCAUGUUGAAAAAUGCCAAAGCACCAGGAUGGCUCCCAAAUUAAUUCCAGGCGUGUGUUUGUGGAGGUGCGGUGGUUCAGUGUGGGAAUGAUGCAAAGAACCAACGUGGCAUUUGGCCUGAUGGGAAUCUGUGUCACCAAGGGAUGUGAGGGAACUGGAUCCUGCCUUGAAAGUUCCAGGGCCAGUGGAGUCCAAGAAGGCUCCACAGCAGGGGCUGCCAGCAUGGCGCCCAGGGGCACACUGCUACCCCUGACCCUUGAACAACCCCCACCCCUUGGCCAGGUGGGGGGUUGCCUUUUUCCUCGCUCAGAAAUCCCAGGGGCCCCAAGAAGGCUGGUUCCUGUGGGAGGGAGUUCCACAGUUUUAACCAUGUGCUGAAUUUUCCAACGCUCGUCUUCACGGCAUGUGCUCUAGAACGGGGUGUUUGCAUUGCAACUCUGGAAAACAUGUGUGGAGGUGGAGACUUGCCCAGCUUUGGAAAGCUGUUUUAUUUCUCUCUCUCUCUUUCUGUUUCUUUUGCUUUUUUUGGAGCCUGCAUCUGCUGACGAAGCAAAUUUUGCCUUGGCUUCCUCUCUCCUGGGAGCCCUGCUUGUUAUGUCUAGCUCUCGCAGCAAACAAGAACCUCCAAGGCUACUCCUGACUGUGCCAAGGACUUGAAUUUUUGGAAAGCCAGAGUUAGCUGCUGCCUGAAGUCCCACGCUCUGGGAUGGGGGCCCCUCUAGGCCGGGGUCUUCAUUUUUAUGUCUCUCUUGAUUUCGAGGCCCCUGGAGCUCCCAGACCAGGUCUUCUCUGAGUCAGCUUGGCUGCAAACACAGCCCAAAGUGGGUGGUAAGGGAACGUUGAAAAUAACGGCUGAGGUUUCAUUUUGCAAGGCAUCCUUAAGGCGGCUCCAGGCUCCUCUGAAAUCCUCUUUACAGCAAGCUAUAGUUGCGCCUGGGUGUACCACAGUUCGGAAGCAAGUGUGCACAGUUCUACUUAGUACAUGAAGCAGAGUACAGGGAUCUGGGCCUCCCAAUAUGUUUCAUGGUUGACGGACGCCAUUUCUCUCUUUCUUUCUGUCUUACUCCCUUCCCUCCUUUCUUAGGAAUGGACCUUUCUGCCAAUCAGGACGAGGAGAGCGAUCAGGAAACCUUCCAACUGGAAAUCAACAAAGAUACUAAGAAAUGCACCUUCCGGACCUAUACUGGGAAAUACUGGACCCUGACCUCCAAUGGGGGGGUGCAGUCCACUGCCUCCACUAAGUGAGUUCUCUUUUAGGCAAAUGUGUCUGAAUGAGCUUUUGGGGCAUCCUUGUCAUCCUGUGAAUAGUUUAGAAUAAGAGAUUUUUCGGGGGUUUUAAAGGUUGCUGGUUUUUUUAUUUAACUUAUCGAGUGCCAUAAUUUCUAUACCCCAUUUCUUUUUAAAAAAGAAAAUAAAUUGUAGUGGUGAACAACACAAAAUCAACCACAACAUUAUGUCAAUAAAACAAAUACGGGAUGCGUCAUAAAUCCAUAGAGGAGAGUAGGGCAUCAACAGAACUGGAUCACUCUUCCAGGAAAGACGGAGUGAGCAGGUGAAUUUCAAGCAAUACGGUAGGUUCCUGUCUGGUGUUUGCUGGAAGCGCAUUCGAAGGAGGCGGGUGCCACCACACUAAAAGCCCUGGUCUCAAUGAGCAUAAGACAAACCAUGGGAUGAGGAGAGCCUUUGAAUUCAAUCCCUUUCCCAGUUUAUGAAUAGGGAAUGUGGGUCUCUCUCUCUCUCUCUCUCUCUCUCUCUCUCUCUCUCUCUCUCUCACACACACACACACACACACACACACACACACACACACAGUCUUGUGGCACCUUAGAGAAUUAUCAUCCUUAUGGCAUAAUCUUUUCUUGAUUACAGUCUACUUAAUCAAAUGCAAGUAAACAAAAGCAAAGUCCAUGAAAACUUAUGUUAGUAUUUGAAGAUGCCACAAAACUCUCUUGCUGCUGUCGCUGCGAGAGACUAAUGAGGGAUACCUCUCUGGAAAGAGAAAUCUAAGCUUCCUUGAAAUUGUCACCUGAGUCUGAAAACCUGAUCACCAGGGUGGCUUGUAAAAUUCCAGCUGCUGCCAUACAAUGCUGUCAUGCCCGUGUGCCAGCCAACCACUUGCUUUCCUCUGUGUGGAUCGAGGCCGGCUGCAUAUUGCUGCACAAAGCGCAGGGGGCCCCACUUCUCCCUGUGGGAAUGUUCAGGGAGAGGAUAUAUUGUUUAUUAAUAUCCUUCCUAACUUGCGCUAGCAAGUUCCUUUACUUAGAGUUUUACUUUGCCCUUUUCAACACACGGCGGGUAGCUGGUUGCAGGCUCGUGUAAGCUUCUCACUAUUAGGUUCCUAGUAAGUUCCCUUAUAUCUCUCUUAAAAUAAACACGCCACAAUCUUGUGUAAAGUAUAUAAAAGAUUUUACUCACAUCAGAUCAUAGUUGGAUCCCUGAAGGCAGACUUAGUUACAAAGUAUAUCCAUGUGGAUCUAUCCCAUGUGGAGAUAAUCCCAGUGCAUCUCUAGCUAAAAAGCUGCUCCAAUGACGAGGAAGUCAAAGAGAGAGAUAGUUCUGCUUGCCUUGUCCCUUUUGUUACCUGGGCAGGUAAGGUCAAGCCCACCUCUAGUCACAUGCAAGGGGAAGGAUGCUCCAGGCCAGGAGGAAACAGGAAGUUUUCGACUGGCUGGACCAAACAUUCCCCCGCAUCUCCACUCUAGGAAAACAAGUAGUACUUGACUGCUACUUAUAUAUGACAUCCCACACUCCCUGCAUGGAAAGCGAACCCCAGAGCAGCUGAGUCAGGGGCUCCAAGCUGUGUGCAUACCCUUCCCCACCCCAAAAGAAUAAAACCUUAAUGGCCGGGCUGUUGCUUCUCACGCUCAUGCGCUCUCUCUGCCACAGCAGGAAUGCCAACUGCUACUUUGACAUCGAGUGGUGCGAUCGGCGCAUCACCCUGAAAGCGGCAAAUGGCAAAUACGUCACAGCAAAGAAGAACGGGCAGCUGGCCGCCACGGUGGAGACAGCUAGUAAGGAUUCUUUGGCUUUGGAAGUGGGGGGAGUUGGGGGGGACUUAGAUCCAUGGGAUGCCCAGGGUGCGUGACAGACAAGACCUUAUUGCCCUAGACCAGAGAUGGGGAGCCUGCAGGACUCCUCCAAGUGAGGCUGGAUCCCUGCCCCCCCCCAAUCAUCCCUGACCAUUCACCCAUUCCCAAUUCCUAUAUAAGAAUCCAAUGUCUCUAUUCAGACCAGGUCUCUCCACGGUUUUAAGUUUGGCAAUAAGUUGCAAUACCUGGAGCCGAGGGGGUUGGGGGCCCAGCAGCAAGAGCCCCCACCUACAGGUGCCCCUCCCCUGCCUCAAACCACAGUCCUUUGAUGCAGAUGAGGUUCACCAUCAGCCUUGCAUGCUUUCCUUGAAAAGCUACAACCUCUGCCAUCUUCUGGCUGAGUAUUACUAUUUUUAAAAAGCUUGUAUCAAUCAAGCCUGCAAUAAACCCAGAUGCCAACUUUACUGCCACAUACUCCCGGAUGCGGGUGGCACUGUGGGUUAAACCACAGAGCCUAGGGCUUGCCGAUCAGAAGGUCGGAGGUUCAAAUCCCCGCAACGGGGUGAGCUCCUGUUGCUCGGUCCCUGCUCCUGCCAGCCUAGCAGUUUGAAAGCAAGUGCAAGUAGAUAAAUAGGUACUGCUGCGGCGGGAAGGUAAACGGCGUUUCCAUGCGCUGCUCUGGUUUCGCCAGAAGCGGCUUAGUCAUGCUGGCCACAUGACCCGGAAGCUGUACGCUGACUCCCUCGGCCAAUAAAGCGAGAUGAGCGCCGCAACCCCAGAGUCGGCCACGACUGGACCUAAUGGUCAGGGGUCCCUUUACCUUUACACCCGGACAACACCAUUACUGGCCCCAACAACAUCAAACAUACCAUUUCAGGACUAUUUAAUUGCUCAUCUUCUAACAUUGUGCAUGCCAUCAAAUGCCAACAGUGCCCUUCAGCUCUCUCUAUUGGACAAACAGGCCCAACCCUACGCCAAAGGAUAAAUGGACAUAAAUCUGACAUCAGGAAUCACAAGACAGAGAAACCAGUAGGAGAAGACUUCAAUCUCCCAGGACAUUCUAUACAAGAUCUCAAAGCAGCUGUCUUAUUACAAAAGAAUUUCAGAAAUAGACUGGAAAGAGAAGUUGCUGAAUUGCAACUUAUUACCAAACUUAAAACCAUGGAGAGACUGGUCUGAAUAGAGACAUUGGAUUCUUAUCUCAUUAUACAUGAUUAAGCUAUUUUUAGCCAUCUCACCCCUUGCUUUUUCCUGUAAGACCAAUUGCAGUCGUUAACAGUCGUCAACAGGUUUACCACACCUAUCAGCCAAUCACCCAUUCCCACCCCCCUUCUGAGUAAAACCCCUCCCCACCCUCCCACUAUAUAUAAGGGUCCGGUGACUUCUGUUUCAGUGUAUCUGAAGAAGUGUGGAUGCACACGAAAGCUCAGACCAAGAACAAACUUAGCUGCUCUCUAAGGUGCUGCUGGAAGGAAUUAUUUUUAUUUUGUAUCAAUCAGAUCUUUAAUACUGUCCUAGACUUGCAUAAGUAGAGGGGGUGGUACAAUCAUUUAGAAUCUGUAAAACGUUUUGGAAAGCUCAAAAGUAUUAAAACAGAAGGUAUAUCUAAAAGACUAUAAGAAUCUAAAAGAAGGGUUAGGAACAUUAAACGGAUAUGAAAGAGGAUAAAAGGUUAGUAUAUAAAAGACUACAACUAUCAAUUUAGAGAGCACUCUGAUGUGAGUGUUCAUUAAAUCUAGUUUGUGGCACAGGUCAUCAUCCGUCAGAUCUUGAGCGCUGCUGUGCAGAAUCCAGAAACGUAUGUUGUAGCAGGAUUGGUAUCUGACAGCAAGCAGGGACAUAUAAAAUUGUCCCGUGCACCCUGGGUACUUAAGAGUCAUGGGGAGAUGAGGCCAAUACGAAUACGAAAAGCUUGUAUACAGUGGAUGCAACAUGAACCGUGCGGGAUGCACAUAUGCAACCCGUAGCGUUCGCAACCCGCGUCUGCGAGUCUGCACAUGUGUGACCGCUGGAACCCGGAAGUAACCCGUUCCGGUACUUCUGGGUUUCGAUGCUUCAUAACCCGAAAAAAUGCAACCUGAAGCAUCUGUAACCCCAGGUAUGACUGUAUUUCUAUCCGCAAAGGUAUCAAGGCUGUGUGUGGAGAUUAAAAAGCCAGAGUAAAAAUGAUCUCGUGAUAACAGUAAGUGGGGAAUUUCUGAGCAGCAGAAUCGAAGGCCAGGAAAUGCCCCGAGAAAGAAGAAUGCCUUAUUCUUUUUAAUCGCUGGCAAAACUUAAGAGGGGAAGCUCUUCCCUGGCAUAACUGAAGCCUGUUUUCCCGAGUGUUCUUCCUUCCUCUAAGACAGUACCAGAGUCUGACUGAGCCAAGAGCGUCCGCCUGGUCUAGGACUGCUCUGGCAUGUGCAGGAGUUGGCCUUCCCCAAUGUGGUACUCUGCAGCCGUUUGGGGACUACAGAUCCCACAGCGCCUGCCAGCAUAGCCCUGCUCCCCAUCAUGGCUGUUAAGGAGGGGGCUGCUGCUUAGAAGGAAGGUGGCCAACCUCUGGACUUCUCUCGAAAGAGAGCCUCUGGGGGUCAAAGCGUCUGGGUAGGAUCUCAUGGGGAAAAGUAUAUUGAGUCCCCAAGCUAUGCAAGGCCACGGAGGUGAAAACCGAGCGCUCAAAAGCAGUGCAAUGCCCUCCGUCAAGUCUUGUUCCUGCCAGGAGCUGGGCCUCUGAAUUCUGCACCAGCUGAAGUUUCCCAACAGUCUCUAUAGAGUCGUAAGGGACCCUGUGGGUCAUCUAGUCCAACCCGCCCUGCAGUGUAGAAAUCGCAACUCAAGCAUCCCUGACAGAGGAGCAUCCAGCCUCUGCUUAAAAACCUCCAAGGAAGGAGAGUUUGCUGCUGUCCAAGAUCUUUUGCAGCCAGGAAGUCCUUCCUGCUGUUUAGUUGGAAUCUCCUUGGCCUGCAAUUCGAACCCGUCUCCCGGCCCAUGACCCUCCUUCUGUCUUCCCUGACGGACAGGUGAGACAGAACACUUCCUCAUGAAGCUGAUCAACCGGCCCAUCAUCGUUCUGCGGGGGGAGCAUGGCUUCAUCGGCUGCCGGAAAGUGACAGGAACCCUGGAUUCCAACCGCUCCUCCUACGACGUCUUCCAGCUGGAGUUCAACGACGGGGCCUACAACAUCAAAGGUGGGGAACUCCUCCUUGGGGUGAGGGGCUUGGCUUUGGUUCUGCUAGCCCAGGGUUUCCCAAACGUGGGCCUCCAGCUGUUUGUGGACUACAAUUCCCAUCAUCCAUGUCCACUGGUCCUGCUAGCUAGGGAUGAUGGGAGUUGUAGUCCCCCCAAAAAAGCUAGAGACCCAUGUUUGGGAAACUCUGGGCGCUAGGCAGGGCUGCAUUGACGUUCCGCAAGAAUGUCUUCUUUCCUUCUGAAAAGAGGAGCCACAUUUCUAGCCCUCCGUGUCCCCCGAGGUACCUCUGCUACAGGCAUGACCAAACUUGGCCCUACAGCUGUUUUGGGACUACAGUUCCCAUCAUCCAUGACCUGUUAGCUAGGGAUGAUGGGAGUUGUAGUCCAAAAACAGCUGGAGGGCCAAGUUUGGCCAUGCCUGCUCUGGUACCAUGUUGCUGGACUAAAACUCCCAGCAACCUGACCCUUGGCCCUGCUGGGCACUGGAGUUUCUCUCAGCCCCCUCUGCAGGGGGGCGGCCAUGUGAGCAACCCCUGGCGCUCAGUGUUCCAGGGAGAUUCUUCCUCCGCAGAGCAGCGUCACCCCUUUUCCCUUCCCCGCUUCCAGAUUCCACUGGGAAGUACUGGACGGUGGGCAACGAGGCCUCCGUCUCCAGCAGCAGCGACACGCCGGUGGACUUCUUUUUCGAGUUCUGCGACUACAACAAGGUGGCCAUCCGAGUGAACGGGAAAUACUUGAAGGGCGACCACGCCGGAGUCCUCAAAGCCUCUGCCGACACAAUCGACCCCUCCACCCUCUGGGAGUAUUAAAUGCACUUUAGCACUUCCCUCUCUGUGUUCCAAGCUCUCCAUCCAUCCACCCAGCCCUCUCCCCUCCUCUCUCUGUGUCUCCCCUCUUCACUUUCAGUUGCCAAUUUCUCUUGUUUUUCCUGUUCGGUUGCCUCCCUUCCUAAAACAGAGAGGCUCCCUUCCUCAGCUGUCCUGCUGCUUCUCUCCCGCCGUAGAAGUUUUGGGUUGAUCUUGUCUCUUUGAAACUGGAAAAAUGUAAUUAACCUGCAGGAAACUGUGCACUUCUUGCGGGGUGUGUGUGUGUUGCUUUGUUGGAAUACCAAACUCGGUCCUCUGAAUUUGAAAGGGAAUAAAUCCUGCUAAAGUAGAUCAGCCUCUGUCGCCCCCUUUAUUGGCAUCUCCCCUGAUGCCAUUUAUGUGGGGCGAUUCUAGUAUUGACCUAAGCCAAGAAGCUAGUUUAGCGAAGCCUCUGCUGUUUCCGCUUUCUUGGUUCAAUGCUGGCCAUGUGGAUAAGCCUGAAAAGGGCUUCUCCCUUCUUCUGUAGCCGGUCAGGAUCUGUCCGUCUCUCUUUCCUCCUUGGCUUUUUCAUAAACACUUCCUUUUCCUUACUCAGGCAGAGGAGUCUUCUCCUGGCACCCCUUGUCCCUCCAGGAAGUGUCCGGGGGGACAGCCAGAUGGACGGUGUGUGUGGGAUAAGUCUGAGCGUCAGUAUAGAGACUGACUUUGGCCAGCGAGUUAAGUACAGUUAAUAAGGACUAGACGCUUUGCCCACGUUUUUAAAAAUUAGCGAGCUGCUUUUGGUGGACCACUGCUACGUCAUUCAUCUCGUCGGGGGCUGAGCUUGAGGAAGAGCUCACCCUCCGUUGCUCUUAGGUGCCCAGGGAGCAUCUCUUGAGUAAAAAGGCUUGAAACAACCGCACUGACGAAGCUGUGCCACUGCCUUACUCUCCCUCUCCAUGUCCCUCGGGUGCUGCAAGUUGUUCUUAGAGCCCCUUUCCUCCCCCCUUUUAUAUUACUGUCUUUGAUAUCUCGAAAUAAUAACAGAAGGGAUCACAGCUACCUGUGAAAUUACUGCCUGUCCAUGACGGCAUCUGAUAGAUGUCAAACUGCACACGCUGAUCUGCACCAGUCCCUCUUCCUUGCCUCCGAUAGGGGGUGGGGGCCGUGAAAGACCUUUAUUUUACUCCUCCGUGCCUCCCAACAAGGAGUGGAUGGCCCCAGAGCCACGGACGGUGUCAUUUCCCUCUUCCUAAGUGACCCUCUCCUGGCUGGGACUUUGUGUCUCAAGGGGAGUCUUAUCUCAGUUGUGUUUGUGUGGGGGCAGAAGCAGAGGUUUGGGCUGAGGAAGAGGCCAGGAAAGGUGAUGAAUGGGGGCAGUGACACCCAUGUUGCAGAGGUCUUUGAGAAGGGGGCUCUCUACACUUUUCAACCGCUUCCUGGACUCUGUGGGGGAAGCGAGUUGCCGCUCUCAAUUCACAGGAAUAGACAGCCUUUUUUAAAAUUAGCAGCCUUUGCACAGUAAUAGCACAGCACAUUUCCUCCCCCCCUGAAUAUAACUGGAAUCUCUGCCCUACCCCUUAAGCGUUCUUCACCAAGCGGUUUUUCAGAAUUGAGGCAUCACUCUCCCAUCUUGGGGGCUACCUCUUCUCUGCCCCCCGCAGCCCCUCACGUGCCUCUUCCAGGGUUUCCCCCCAAGGCUGCUCUGAACCCCCUCUUGCCCCCCAGCCGAUCGCUCUGCUUGUGGGGUUCCUGGGGCAACCCAAGGUGACCAAACAGCGUGUUUCUUGUCUAUUUAUAUAUGCUCUUUCCGAAGAGCCCAUCUCCACUGUCUGUACUAGAUUUGCAGUAUUGUAUAAUCCAUUUGUAGCAUGUUGCUUAACUGUUUGGGAGUUUGGAAAAAGUCUUGUGUACCUUGGUUUGUUCUUCUGGGCUGCCUUUUUGGGGGUCCCCUCCUUUCCCUCGGCCAACCCGGGGCCCUCCAGAGGUUUGGCACCCCAGCUCCCAUCUGCCACAACGUCAUUCAACCACGAUGGCUGGGGCAAGUGGUCCAAAAACAUCUGGAUGGCGCCAGCUGUGGCUCUUUGCUUGGGUAGCCUCUGCCUGUUCCAGUACCCCGAUUUCUCAUGCAAUGCAGAGGGAGGAAAAGAUUCCCUUUGUGACUGAACUCCACCUGAUCAUCAGCACCCGUGCAGCCACGGCUGGAGCCCGCCUGGGUUUUCCUGUUGCCAAAAUUCAAAGCACCAGCCCUCCUUUUGCUCAAGGCGGGAGGACGCUACAAGCCUUAAACGUGCCAUGCACCCUUUGCCACCUUCAGGGGCCUUUUCUGCACUUGGUGCUAAAUUCUGAAGCAACUGGAAUGAUUUGCCUUACGAGGAAAGGAGGGUCACUUCUGGGGUGGCCCAGGAGCUCUGCGUGGAUUUAUCGGGACAUUUUGGGAGUGGCGAAGUCCAGGGAAUUCUCAAGGGAAACACACAGAGCUUUGGGAAAGGGGGCGGCUGCUGGGGGGCUGAGUGUCUGCCACCCCCACCCCCCAAAUCCUUCAAUACUUGCUGGCCUUCAUACUUCAUGCUGCACCCCCACCCCAAAACCCCUUAUUUCAUGGAUGACUGUUUGAAACUUGUAACCCCAGCUGGCUUCUCCCAUGUAACGAUUUUUUAAAAGCCGAGAAUCCUCCUUGCCUUUCUUCCUUGGCUGUUGUGGCUCUGAAAAAAAAACCAACUACUCACGUUCUGGUAUAUUUGGUUCAAGUUUUUUUUCCUUGAUAUUUUUUUUUUGUAAGUGCCAUUUGUAUAACAAGCUUCAAAUGGAGAAGUGACAAAAUUAAAAACCUGCAUUCAAAUAAGGAACAAAAAUGUGUAAUUUCUCUUCUUUUCCCCACCCCCCAAAAAACCCUCCUAUACGUACAUACACACACACACACACACACCCAUAAGUGUUUCUGGUUUGACUAAGCACACUUCAGAAAUC
This is a messenger RNA of Podarcis lilfordi (Lilford's wall lizard), 43949 nucleotides long. Lineage: Eukaryota; Metazoa; Chordata; Lepidosauria; Squamata; Lacertidae. The record is from the annotation of a GenBank genome assembly.